Molecule: messenger RNA, 415 nt
Organism: Sceloporus undulatus (fence lizard)
Lineage: Eukaryota; Metazoa; Chordata; Lepidosauria; Squamata; Phrynosomatidae
Gene: DPM3
Product: dolichyl-phosphate mannosyltransferase subunit 3, regulatory
Exons: 1
Coding region: 18-299 (93 amino acids)
Biological process (GO): GPI anchor biosynthetic process
Cellular component (GO): dolichol-phosphate-mannose synthase complex; endoplasmic reticulum membrane
Source: RefSeq, a predicted model, not a curated record
GCUUGACUCACACCGCAAUGACGAAACUCUUGCAGUGGCUUUGGAGCCUGGGCCUCCUCGGUGUUGUCUGGGCAACUCUCACGCUGGACCUUUUGGGACUCAGUCCAUUGCCCCCGCCCUGGUAUCAAGUCCUUUGGCCACUGCCUACCUAUUUGCUGGUGGUGUUUGGCUGCUACUCACUGGCUGUUGUUGGAUACCGGGUAGCCACUUUUAAUGACUGCGAAGAAGCCUCGCUGGAGCUACAGGCACAGAUCCGGGAAGCCCGGGACGACCUGGCCCACCAUGGCCUGAAGUUCUGAUCUGGCUUGCAGUAAGACUGGGUGCUGAGCACUGCAGGGAAGGGGCUCCCUCCAUCCCCUGAAGAAAGAUUCAGAAUAUCUUUGCUGGAGUAGAUAAUAAAGAGAAUCCGACUAUG